Molecule: messenger RNA, 2068 nt
Organism: Carassius auratus (goldfish)
Lineage: Eukaryota; Metazoa; Chordata; Actinopteri; Cypriniformes; Cyprinidae
Product: ADP-ribosylation factor-like protein 13B
Exons: 9
Coding region: 115-1455 (446 amino acids)
Biological process (GO): receptor localization to non-motile cilium; non-motile cilium assembly
Cellular component (GO): non-motile cilium; ciliary membrane
Molecular function (GO): GTP binding; GTPase activity
Source: RefSeq, a predicted model, not a curated record
UUUUCGAGCAUUCCAGGUUUUACGGGCUGGGUGUGGGUGUCAGAAAUUGAAGUAACUAACGAAUCCCCAAUUCUUAAGGUUAAUGCCUUGCGAGACACAACAGCUGAGGUUUACAUGUAUUCCAAGGGAAUGAGUACAAAUGAUCGAGCAUCCCUGUUAUCUGCUCUCAGUUACGAGUUAAGGAGAUGUUGGUUCUCUCCCUGGUGCUCUCCUUCUCAGAUCAACAUGUUCAACCUCAUGAGCAAUUGCUGUAGCUGGGUCUCCAAACUCCAGCAACCACUGAGGAAAAUCACGGUUCUAGUAGUUGGCUUGGACAAAGCUGGAAAAACAUCUUGUGUCGGUGGGAUGUUAAGAGUGCCCCCUGGAGAUCUAGGUCGCACUCAUGGAUGUGUCCACACUGAAUUAAGAGUGGAAAACUACUUGGUUGACAUACUGGAUAUGGGAGGGGCUCCUGAGGCACGGGGGUCCUGGAGAGAGCAUUACAGUGAAGCUCACGGCAUCGUCUUUGUGGUGGAUUCCAGUGAUAGACAACGAAUGAAAGAGGUCAGAGAAGCUCUGGUGGACUUACUGAAGCAUCCAAGAGUAGCUGGAAAACCUCUUCUUGUGCUGGCAAAUAAACAGGACAAAAUGAAUGCUCUUCUGGGAAAUGAACUCAUUGAAAUUCUCUCCCUAGAGAGUCUGGUCAACCAGAGCCGUUCCCUUUGCCACAUUGAGCCAUGUUCUGCAUCAAUGGACCUGCGUCGCUGGUCGGACAGAAAGACCCUGCGAGGUCUCAGAUGGCUACUGCGAGCUGUGUGCCUGGACUACCCUGACCUCUGUGCCCGUGUGACGAGAGAUGGAAGGCGACCAUUAGAGCCAGAAGAAAAAGAAAGGAGAGGGAAAACAGAGAAGAGCCGGAACAAGUCUAAAGAGGAAAAAACACGUACAAGCAAAACCGAUAUCCGUCAAGAACAGCAAAAUGAAAUUGUGAGGGAAAAUGGUACUCUUCAUCCAAUCAAAAAUAUUCUAAAUAAGGAGAACUCUUUAAAAAAGAAAAUAAGCAAGAAGAAGAAAGUGAAGGUUAAAAUUAGGAAGGACAGUCCAAGCAGAGGAGUAAAUAAACAAGAGGUUGAGAAAACCGAAAGAAAUAAAGCCGAUCAUGACCACAACAGCCAGAAAGAUAAAGCCAGCAAUGCAUUACUGCCUCCCAAACAAAGGAAAACGAAACACAAAGCCAAAGUAAAAGAGGAGAACUCUGGUCUACCAGAGUCCCCCAACAGUGAGGUCUCCAAACCCUCUAGAGAGGAAAUAAAGAGAAAAAAGAAGAUGGUUAAAGUGAAACGUAAGAACAAGAUAAACACAGAGGAAGUUCCAGCAGCUUAUACACAGCCUGUUGAUCUUUCAACUACUUUCGACCUUUACCGAAAAGCAAUUUUGGCUCUCAAAGCCAGACAGGAACAGGGCGUGGUUUGGUAAAGAAAAAGGAAUCGUGGGCGUCAUCACACAGAAGAAAUGAAUGACCUAUGAACAUGCUGAAGCACUUAUGUCUCUUACAAGAACAGAAGUCUGCUCCCAAAAUCUGCGAACAGGAGUUCCUGUUUUGUAAUUGCUAGAAUGUCGUCAUCAGUUCUUUUGCAAAGACUCGAGGCAACAUUCAUAAAAAUAUUUAUACUUUGUAUUGUAAUUUUAUUAAGAGAUUGAGAAAGAAUUAUACUUCAAAUGGGGCAUCCAUUCAAGAAGAUCUGUCCUGAAAACCGACUAGCUUUCUUAUGAAAAAUAUAUUUUUGUAUUACAACUUACUCACAUAACCUAUAGUAUUUGAUGAGUCAGUCUGAUAGAUAAACAGGACGGUUGUAUAGUAUAUUGCAUUCACUGUGUUUAUUUUUUAAUCUGAGAUGUUUCAAGUUUGGAUAAGACGAUUCCUACUUUGUGUGUGUGUGAAAUUCUAUUUGUAUCUUUUUAAAAAGACAAUUUGUACUUUUUAUAUGUUUUUGACUAUUUUAUAUGGAGAAAAAAAUGUUUAUGGUAUACUGAUUGUUAAAAAUGAUUGUCCCUGAUGUUUUUCCACCAAAUAUAUGAACAAAUAAAU